AGGAUUUCGAGAUUUGAAAUUGAAGCACCAACCAAAACACAUCACCAUGGCCAAGCACGGGAGUAAGCAGCGGAACGCGGCGGCGCACCCGUCUAAGUCAGGCAAGAAGAAAGGAGGGUUUGACAAGAAGAAAGGAAGCUUCGAUAAGAAGAAGCCAGACGCUGUUCAGCCCGUGAAGAAGAAGGUCACCGCCAAGGUCAACCCGAACACGCCAUCGUCGCUGAACCUGAAUGCGCGCGUGGACGCAAGCGCGUCGUCUGCGUUCCACCAAGCCAACAUCUCCAACCCAAACCCAAAGAGCGUCGGCGGCGUAUCGGACAAGCAUCGCGUCCUGGUCGUGGGCGAUGGAGACUUCUCGUUUUCUCUGGCGUUGGCCACUCGACUGGGAGGCGAGAAGAUUGUAGCCACCGCAUACGACAGCGAAGCAGAGCUUCUGGCCAAGUAUCCCAAUGUAUCCGCCAACAUCCGCGGCUUAAAAGUCACUCAAGCAGACAUUCAUGUUGGCGUGGACGCAACCAACUUGGCGCGAGAGAGCUGGAUCCAAACGCUGACAUUUGACCGCAUUGUGUUUAACUUUCCGCACUUGGGUGGCGCUACAGAGGAAGACGUGGAGAGGAACCAGGAUCUGCUUUGGCGGUUCUUUCAGUCCUCCCGCAAGUACCUGGACAACUCAAAAGGCGAAGUGCAUGUGGCCCUUCGCAACACGCUGUUUUACAACCGGUGGGAUGUGACUGCCCAGGCGACCAAAGCUGGCUUGAAACUCAAACGAACGGAUCGGUUCAACGUGUCGUUGUAUCCAGGGUAUGAAGCACAGCGAACGCACCCCGCGUCAUUUCGAGGGGAACCCCCGUCGACGGACGGCGCGCGGACGUAUGUGUUUUCAAAGGAUUUGCAGUUUGUCGACCCAGUUGUUGAUGCAACUCCUACUCCUCCGUCGGUUGCCAAGAUCCCCGCCAAAGCUAAGUCGAGUGCGCCCAAGGCGGCCAAGGCAGAGAGCUGGAAGUGCGUGCCGUGCAAAGCAACGUUCAAUUUGCAAACCAAGUACAAUGCACACAUCAAUUCAGCCAAACACGCGAAAACGGUGAAAGCGCUCAAAGGCAAAAAGUAACCGCCACGAAUACUAUUACUAAUAGUAGUAUUAAUACCAUCACAGCUACUA
This is a messenger RNA of Aphanomyces astaci, 1159 nucleotides long. RefSeq lists its product as hypothetical. Gene Ontology annotation, biological process: rRNA base methylation. The record is from RefSeq and is a predicted model, not a curated record. Gene Ontology annotation, cellular component: cytoplasm. Lineage: Eukaryota; Oomycota; Saprolegniomycetes; Saprolegniales; Verrucalvaceae. Bases 47 to 1108 code for a protein of 353 amino acids. Gene Ontology annotation, molecular function: rRNA (uridine-N3-)-methyltransferase activity. The transcript is spliced from 6 exons.